This is a messenger RNA of Tupaia belangeri chinensis (Chinese tree shrew), 1613 nucleotides long. It is a transcript of the gene ANXA13, whose product is annotated as annexin A13. The record is from RefSeq and is a predicted model, not a curated record. Lineage: Eukaryota; Metazoa; Chordata; Mammalia; Scandentia; Tupaiidae. Gene Ontology annotation, molecular function: calcium ion binding; calcium-dependent phospholipid binding; phosphatidylserine binding. The coding region runs from base 62 to 1135 and encodes 357 amino acids. Gene Ontology annotation, cellular component: cytoplasm; vesicle membrane; plasma membrane. The transcript is spliced from 12 exons.
UUGCCUGCAGGAGGACUGAUCCCUUCAUGAAAUACAGAACAACCACCUUAGAAAAGCGAAAAUGGGAAAUCGUCAUAGCCAGUCUUACUCCCUCUCAGAAGGCAGUCAACAGUUGCCCAAAGGGGACACCCAGGUCUCAGCAGCCGUGCAACCUCUCAGCCACCCACCAGGGAAUGGAGAGCCAGAGGCCCCACAGCCCGCCAAAGUAAAAAGUCAUCAGGGUUUCAAUGUGGAUCAAGAUGCCAAAAAGUUGAACAAAGCCUGCAAAGGAAUGGGAACUGAUGAAGUAGCCAUCAUUGAAAUCUUGUCAAACAGGACAUCGGAUGAGAGGCAGCAAAUCAAGCAGAAGUACAAGGCGACAUUCGGCAAGGACUUGGAGGAGGUGCUCAAGGGUGAGCUGAGUGGAAACUUCGAGAAGACAGCCUUGGCCCUUCUGGACCGCCCCAGCGAGUACGCCGCCCGGCAGCUGCAGAAGGCGAUGAAGGGUCUGGGUACAGACGAGUCUGUGCUCAUCGAGACCCUGUGCACAGGAACCAAUAAGGAAAUCAUUGCCAUCAAAGAGGCCUACCAAAGAUUAUUUGGCAGGAGUCUUGAAUCAGAUGUCAAAGAUGAUACAAGUGGAAAUCUAAAAAAAAUUCUGGUGUCCCUGCUACAGGCUAAUCGUGAUGAAGGAGAUGACGUGGACAAAGACCUUGCUGGUCAGGAUGCCAAAGAUCUGUAUGAUGCAGGGGAAGGCCGCUGGGGCACUGAUGAGCUCGCCUUCAAUGAGGUCCUGGCCAAGAGGAGCCUCAAGCAGUUACGAGCCACCUUUCAAGCCUAUCAGAUCCUCAUCGGCAAAGACAUGGAAGAAGCUAUUGAAGAGGAAACAUCUGGAGAUUUGCAGAAGGCCUAUUUAACUCUCGUGAGAUGUGCCCGGGACCGCGAGGGCUAUUUUGCUGACCGCCUGUACAAGUCCAUGAAGGGCGCAGGGACUGACGAGGAGACACUGAUCCGCAUCAUCGUGACCAGGGCCGAGGUGGACCUCCAGGGGAUAAAAGCAAAGUUCCAAGAGAAGUACCAGAAGUCUCUCUCUGACAUGAUUCGCUCAGAUACCUCUGGGGACUUUCAGAAACUGCUGGUGGCUCUUUUGCACUGAGCCGAGCCAGAGCAAUAGGAACAAAGGGAGAAACCAUCUGUAUGAAGAGCAUGUUCACAGUCAACCUUGCAAACCAAAAUCCAGCAUGAAAAAGCAUCCCUCAGGAACUCUGGUUUAAUUUCUGGGCUGUUUAAGCAGUGCAGCCAGGCUGAACUGUUAAAGUUAAGGGCAGCAAUCUUGCAAUGCUUAACCUUGAACACUAGCUUAGCAAGCAUCUGGGCUGUUUCUUCCCUUUCUUUUAGCAUGGUAACUGAAUACUUCCUAAGCACAAAUUAAAUCAGCAAGUGAUGAAAAACUAUGCAUUUGUAAUAAAAUGCUUAGAAGAAAAUACAUCACAUAGAGGUGUGUGUUUCCUAUGUGAAGAUGGAAUGGUUAAAGUACAGAGGAGACAGAAUUAACCAAUUUGUUCAUUUUCUUUCUGUGUGUUCCAUGUCAGAGCCUCGAUGUUAAUUAAAGUAUUGGAUUAUACCUUCAUCAA